AUUUCAACACCCUCCAUCAUGUUCACACUGCGGCUGCUGCGGCGGCCAGCACGGCAAUUUCUCUCUCGGCCACUCAGUACUUCGCCUGCAUCUAUUGUCCUUCCGAGAGCACGUGCCUUCCAUGCCUCCACGUCGCGAAAGUCCGAAUCUGAUACCCUCCUCUACCUACCCCACGAAAUGCUCCAGGCUCUCCACCUUGGUCUUCCGUGGUAUGCUGUGCUCCCUGUGGCUGCCUUCAUUGUGCGUGCGCUGCUCGUCACCACUAUGGGCUCUCGGGCACGAGCCAUCCAAGGUCGCUAUCUCGGCCUCCAGCCUGUUCGGCAUGCCAUUGCCUUGCAAACCCAGGCUGAGAUCAUGAACAAGGGCGGGUUCAGGAGUCCCAAAGAUGCAAGAAUCGCUGUAGUAAGAGCGGUCAAGCGGGAGUCGGGAGAGCUCGACAUCCGUUGGAACUGCAGACUCCGCGGUCAGCUAGGGUGGAGCUUAGCCCAGUUUCCCAUAUUCAUAUUCAUGCAAGAGACAAUCCGCAAAAUGACCGGUAUGCCGGAAGGUCUUUUCGGCUUGGCUAAAAGAACGGUGCAAUUCGAAGGAGAUUCAAGCACACUUGUUGGGGGAGCGACUGAAGCCGCACCCGUCCAUCUGCAGUCAAGUGAGUGGUUCGAGCCUUCACUUACGACCGAAGGCAUCCUCUGGUUUCCCGACCUGAUAGCCCCCGAUCCUACUGGUGCGCUCCCAUACAUCGUUUCUGCCCUCAUGUUUGCGACUGUCUACAGGAGCAACAGUGCGCCUGACAGUUAUGGCAAGAUCCCCCGAACCACCAGGGUUGUCCGGGCCCUUCUCAUGGGUAUUGCUCUCUUAAUUGGGCCUCUGCUUCAAAAUUUCCCCGCCGCUAUGAUGUACUAUUGGGCCUGCAGUACCUCGUCAGCCCUUCUUUGGAAUUAUUGGCUAGACAGAAAAUAUCCGUCGGUGCAGGGGUAUGGGAAGUGCAGGCGGCCAUUGUUGAUGAUGCCGCCGCCUCCAAAAACACGCCGUAUGUAGAAUUUCUAUGCAUGUAUACUAUAAUCUCUUGAGAUCCUAG
Messenger RNA from Lindgomyces ingoldianus, 1075 nucleotides. RefSeq lists its product as uncharacterized. Gene Ontology annotation, cellular component: mitochondrial inner membrane. The transcript has a single exon. Gene Ontology annotation, biological process: protein insertion into mitochondrial inner membrane from matrix; mitochondrial respiratory chain complex IV assembly. The coding region runs from base 19 to 1035 and encodes 338 amino acids. The record is from RefSeq and is a predicted model, not a curated record. Gene Ontology annotation, molecular function: membrane insertase activity. NCBI's taxonomy places the organism in Eukaryota, Fungi, Ascomycota, Dothideomycetes, Pleosporales, Lindgomycetaceae.